Molecule: messenger RNA, 3777 nt
Organism: Phacochoerus africanus (Common warthog)
Lineage: Eukaryota; Metazoa; Chordata; Mammalia; Artiodactyla; Suidae
Gene: PPP1R3A
Product: protein phosphatase 1 regulatory subunit 3A
Exons: 4
Coding region: 29-3319 (1096 amino acids)
Biological process (GO): regulation of glycogen biosynthetic process
Cellular component (GO): protein phosphatase type 1 complex
Molecular function (GO): protein phosphatase 1 binding; glycogen binding
Source: RefSeq, a predicted model, not a curated record
UCUCUCUUAUUUGAUAUCAGAGAGCCCAAUGGAGCCUUCUGAAGAACCUAGUCAUAUCAGCAAAGAUAACUUUUUAGAAGUUCCUAAUUUAUCUGAUUCUCUUUCUGAAGAUGAAGAGAUUAAAGCUAACUUCAUACCUGGUUUCUCCCCUCAACCUAGCAGACGAGGUUCUGAUUCGUCUGAAGACAUUUACCUGGACACUCCACCACCUUCAGGUGCGAGAAGAGUUUCAUUUGCCGACACCUUUGGAUUCAAUCUUGUGUCUGUUAAAGAAUUUGAUUCCUGGGAAUUACCAAGUAGUUCAACUGAUUUUGAUUUAACAAAGGACAUUUUCCACACAGAAGAAUAUGUUUUAACUCCACUGUUUGACUUGCCUUCUUCAAAAGAAGAUCUUAUGCAACAACUUCAAGUACAGAAGGCAAUAUUGGAAUCAGCUGAGUAUCCUCCUGGAUCUACAAGUAUGAAGGGUAUUAUUCGAGUUUUGAAUAUUUCUUUUGAGAAGUUAGUAUAUGUGAGAAUGUCUUUAGAUGACUGGCAGACAUAUUAUGACAUAUUAGCAGAAUAUGUCCCGAAUUCAUGUGAUGGUGACACUGACCAGUUCUCCUUUAAGAUUUCACUGGUUCCUCCUUAUCAAAAAGACGGCAGUAAAGUUGAGUUUUGUAUACGUUAUGAAACUUCGGUUGGUACAUUUUGGUCAAAUAAUAAUGGCACAAAUUAUAUAUUGGUUUGUCAAAAGAAAGAACAAGAGAUGGAGCCUGUAAAACCACAGGAAGAUGUUCCUAAUAGACAUAUAAAAGGCUGCUUAAAGGUAAAAUCAAGUAAAGAAGAAUCAUCAGCACCUUCAGAGGAGAAUAACUUUGAGAAUUCAAAGAUUACAGAUACCUAUAUCCCAACAAUUGUUUGCUCUGAUGAGGACAAGGAAGACUUGGAAACCGGUAAUCAAAAUGUAAAAGAUGUAAACAGGGAACAUGAUGAACAUAAUGAAAAAGAAUUAGAGUUGAUGAUAAAUCAACACUUAAUAAGAAGUACUGCUUCCAGAGAUGAAAAGAAUAUAGUCAAUUUUCCAAAUAAAGCUGAGGGGUUAGAGAAGAAGGAAAUCCAUGAUGAAGUAUUCACUGACUUGUUCAAAAGGCCUUUGUCUUCAAGUUCAUCAGCAGAAAGAUCCUUAAAAGGAGAUUCUUACCCCAAUGAAAAAUAUCCCUCAGGAAAUGAGGGUAGUCAUCAACCUUCAGAGGGAACUACUUCAGAUAUGGGAGAAAUCAAGCCAUCACUGGGAAAUACUAGUAGUGAUGAAUUAGUGCAGUUACAUAUUGGUAGCAAAGAAGUACUGGAUGAUAAUGCUAAUCCAGCCCAAGGGAGAGGCAGAGUGAAAAUAUCUCAUCUUUUUUCAGAUCAAAUAAUGGCAGAAAACUGUAAUAAAAAACUUGAAGAAGAAGCUAAAAAAAUUGAAAUGAAGGAUUGGGAAUGUUUAAGAAGAGAUUUCCGUUCGGAAUUCCAUUCAGAAGAAUCGACAGAAAAAGGAUCUUCCAAGAAAGAUUACGACAGCGGUAAGAAUGAGGAGGAAGAGCAAAGAAUACAUUUAGGUGUUAAUGAAAAACAAAGCAAAAAGUUUCCAUCAAUCUUACAUGACCAAGAAAGGAAGACAGGCCACUCUGAAAUAAGUGUGGAAGGGAUGGGAGCUAGCACUAGAGACCUAACUGCUCUGCCAAGCAAAGACACCACAAUUCAUGGCCAGGCAAUCAGAGCAGAUAUAUUUCAUUCACCAAGGACAAAUCUAAGCUGGGAAGAAGCUGUGUUAACAACCCCAGACUGUGAUCUCUCUACUAGAGAAGGGAUUUCUUUAGGCGGAAUUCUUGGUCAAGCUUGUUCACCAAGAAAUGGAAAUGUUUUGAGGAAGAAGUAUCUUUUCCAGGCUGAAGAAGAACAAUCAGAUUGCAUUAAACCUGAAGAUCAGAAUAAGAACACACAGCAUAAACAAAAUCAGAAUGUUCUGGAAAGUCAGGGGAAAGCAAGAGAGAAUAGAACAAAUAUAACAGAGCAGACCAAAGAACAAGCAGAUUGUGAAGACAUGUGGAAAAAAAGAGAUAAUACAAGGAUUCUGAAAGCUACUCCUACAGAAAAACUGUUUACCUGCCAAGAAACAGCGAGCUAUGAACUGUCUUCUCUUGCUGAUCAUGGUAUUACUGAGAAAGUAGGAGCAGGUACAGCUUAUAUAAUUAAGACAACAUCAGAAAGUACUCUAGAAAGCAUGUCUGCUAGGGAAAAAGCAAUAAUUGCUAAGCUACCUCAAGAGACAGCACGAAGUGACAGGCCCAUCGAGGUAAAGGAAACAGCGUUUGAUCCACAUGAAGGGAGAAAUGAUUCACAUGAUAACCUUUGUCAACGAGAUACAGUAGGUGUAAGCUAUGACAAUGAUUUUGAAAAGGAAUCAUGUUUAGGUAUUUGUAAUGUUCAUAUAGAUGAAACAGAGAAGGAAGAAACCAUAUCUGUAUACAAUUCUGGGAAGACACAUGACAGGAAGAAACGUGAUGUUGGAAAUACAACAUCUGUAGAAGAAUCAUCACAGGUCAUUAUAGACAAUCAAAAAGCAGAUUCAAAACUGGAUUUACAUUUGGAAAUGUUACCAAUAGGCAAAAAAAUACUUACAGAAAAUAAAGAUCCUGGGCAGGUACAAGAAUUAUCAAAGAAAACGAAUAUAGAUGCCGUUAUUCAUUCUGCCUUAAACUCAGGCACUAAUGGAGCUUCUCAGAAUGGCUCUCACAUUUCCAAUCACCACGCUAAAAAUUCAGUGCCAACCCAUGAACGGGAAACUGCUGCAGAGAAUGAAAAUACUACUACAAUUCCUCAAUCAAUUUCUUCUAAAUCAGAAUAUAAUUGUAAUCUAACAAGUGAAAUCCAGGGUAUUGACAAGCACCCGCAUCCUAUGACUACACCUGAAGACGUUUCCAAAAGUUCAGGAAUAGUGACAUUAGGUAGUCGGAAAGAAAGAUGUACAGGCCAGAUUUCCCAACAAGGAGAAUGCAGUGUGGAGACAUCUUUAGGGCCGACUAUUUUAACCAGUGAAGCUUUGGAGAACAAGGAAGAGGCAAGGCAUGAAAAUGAAGGAUUAAUAAACUCUGGACAAUCAUUGUGCUCUUCAGGUGACAAGGAAUCUGAGAGCUCUGCUUCUAGUAGUCUCCCUGCCCAGGAAAGUCAGGCUCAAAGCAGUGAAUCUCUGCUUUCGAAAUACAUCAACUCUAAAAUACCUUAUUUUCUUUUGUUUCUGAUAUUUCUCGUAACUGUCUAUCAGUACGACUUAAUGAUCGGCUGGGCAUUCUAACUUUUUUCACUGCACUGGCUAUCCUGGGAAGGGGGAAGACAAAAAGAGUCUGUCAAAAAGAAGUAACCUCAGCACUAUUAUUAUUCUCUCUUAAAAGAUAAGCUAUUUAGCCUCAAACAUUUGGAUUGGUGAACGAGACUAUUCAUUGUUCAAACAGCCAGUGCAGUUUUUCUCUUGAAGGAUCAUUUAAAAAGGAAUGCGUAUGAAGUUUGCUCCUUCAUAUAAGUAAUUAUUCUAUAUAGGACCAUUAUGUUUGGAUCAUUAAAUACCUAUAUGAAUAUGAGAUCUGAAGCACGUCAAGUUGAAAUUAGGUACAGCUGUUGCUCCUUAGCAGGCUAUGAAGUUUCAAUGCUUCACGUCGCUUCACUAUUUAAAGUGCCAUUUCUUGCAUUCAUUUCUUUUGCAGUAAAGCUUCAUUUUUUUCCCUGAGAGUAUUUUUCCAUCUACGGUUUUUAAAA